Molecule: messenger RNA, 1665 nt
Organism: Botrytis porri
Lineage: Eukaryota; Fungi; Ascomycota; Leotiomycetes; Helotiales; Sclerotiniaceae
Exons: 3
Coding region: 1-1665 (554 amino acids)
Molecular function (GO): protein binding
Source: RefSeq, a predicted model, not a curated record
AUGACACAGAGUAACUUUGUUCCCUCAGGUGAAUGGAAAAGUUCUGCCGGUAGUGUUUCUAGGUCUAUGAAUCAAUAUAAUACGAAUUUCUUACUAGGCACUCUUAAUUUCCGAACUAUUUCCACCACUCACCGAUAUAGCGAUGUCGAUGGGACAGACGACGCUGACAAUUCAACAACCACCAAGACUUUCCUGGUGAAAUUUCAUAUGGGAUUCACGACGUGUCGGAAAGGUUUCAGAUUCAUGAUGACAAGCACCUUUGAUCGUUAUGCACUUGAUGUUGUGCGGCGCCGACCAAAUGAUUCAGAAAUUUUUGAACUUUGUAUAGAUGGCAAUGUUCAAGCUGUUAAGAGGUUCCUUGAUCGCGGCGAAGCAUCUAUUCAUGAUGUGGACGAGGACGGCGAGUCUCUUUUACAUAAAGCUGUCAUUCGUGAUAACAAGCAGCUUUGCACAAUGCUUCUUGAUUUUGGAGCAGAUGUAUACUGGAAGGAUGACUAUGGCAUUUUUCCAAUCUCGAGAGCAUCGUCAUUGACCUGUUUUGCUGCUAUAUCUGAAGCUGGGUUUGAUUUCUGGUCGUUAUAUGCAUCGCGCCCACCUCGACCGUUUUUCCCAAAUUUAAGUAUUUCCGUAUGGCGUUAUGUAUUCCAGCAUAAAUCAGCCCAAUCAAUCGAAGGAAAUUUUAUACUAGUGAUGCCAUGCAACAUCAUAGGAGGACAAAAUGUCGAAGUUGUCGACUUUUUAGUUGCCAGGUUUGCGAAAGAGUUGUUCCAACUCGGGACUUUCGAAUCAUAUCAUUCCAGGAAUCUUGUGAAAAACAUUAUAUUUACUCUUUUCAAAAUGUGGCUCGGAUCUUUGAUGCUUCAUUGGUUUAGUGGAAAGGACGAAUUUAAAGUGUUCUUAUUCGAGCACAAGCUCACUCUUAUUUUGAGGCAAGCACUGAUGCCCUCGUUUUCACGCGAAUCAAAUAAAGAGCUCCUUCUGCGUGCUAUCACUGGCAUAUACAUAGAUGGGGUUUUAGGGAUCAUAAAAAGAUGCCUUUGGAGCGUGGAAAUCACCAAUGCCAUGUUUCGAAUAUGGUCGAAACCAUUCUUUGAGUUAGGAAUUGAUCUCUUUUCUCAUCAUCCAAGUACCGAGAGUGACGGUCAAGAGAACAACGACGAGGGGAGUAUCGGCGAAAAUAAAAUUGCAAAACGAUAUUUCAAAGGCCACUUUAUCCAUUGUUGCAAGGACAUAAAUUAUUCGAUUGUUCGUGAGCAUCAACAAGACACUCUUUCGCUUGACAUAGAUGUUACAAUUUUACCGGAGUACUCACAUCUUGAUCCCCUAUUUUUAUGCGAAGCGGGUCGGCAACGUUGCGAUCGAACUGGUGUGGGUAGAUGCCUCUCACGUAUCGAUGAAACUUUCAUCAAAGAUGGAAAGUUCUCCAUGGAUAUUCCAGGACAAUGGGAAGAGCCAAUAGUUCCAAACACGACAAUGGAGCUUGUUCUAGACUCACCAUUUUCGAUGCACCCUCAGAUUUGUUACAGCAUGAUUCAUGGCUCGGAACGUAAAUUUUAUAAACCUGUCACCGAGGAAGACAUCCAAUGGAUUGAGGAAGAUUUGCGAAAUGGCACUUUGUAUGGCUUAAGUGAGGAUUCACCUGAAAUGCCGGGAAGAGUCUUGUGA